Molecule: messenger RNA, 3604 nt
Organism: Prionailurus viverrinus (fishing cat)
Lineage: Eukaryota; Metazoa; Chordata; Mammalia; Carnivora; Felidae
Gene: KLF10
Product: KLF transcription factor 10
Exons: 4
Coding region: 804-2264 (486 amino acids)
Biological process (GO): regulation of transcription by RNA polymerase II
Molecular function (GO): DNA-binding transcription factor activity, RNA polymerase II-specific; RNA polymerase II cis-regulatory region sequence-specific DNA binding
Source: RefSeq, a predicted model, not a curated record
UAAAACUAGCGUCGAGAGUAGUACUUUGUAAAGAAUGCUUUUCGGUAUUUUUACACAAUUUCUACUUCAACCAAAAGAAUGGCAUCACAUUAAUGGAAAAUGGAAGGUGGUGGGUAGUGCCAUUUUUUUUUAAGUGCUGUUUAAGGAACUUUAAUAUGAAACAUUAAACACUUGAUAGAGGGAGCUGUACAAAUGGCAAGCAUGCACUAUCAUUCUUGUCAUCUGGCAGUUAUUUUUAAAAAUUUAAAAAAUGUUUGGACUAUCGCAGACUCCCCAGGCAGUUUUUACAAAUUCUGGGUGGAAGAUUACAUUUUGAUUGUCCAUUUUUUAGUAUCGCAUUAGCUGGUCAUAGCUAUGCAUGGCAAGCCAUUGUUUAAGUCAAGUGAAAGGGAACACAAAUAUGAAGAACUUGAAGCCUAAAUAUGGCUUUGGGAUUUUUCCACAUAUUUCACUUUAUCCCUCUCUACCAUAGAUAAUCAAGCUAUGAAAGGCAUUUUACCUUUAAAAUAACCUAAUGUAGUAAUUUUUAAAAGACACUGAAGAUUUCUAUUCUGUUGAUUUUAUCCUAUCGUGCCAAGUGACUUUCAAAAGAUCAGACCCAUAUCGACAGACCUGAGUUCUGUCCACUACACUUUGCCUUUUCCCCACUACCAGUUGUGGGGAACUGGUACCUCAAAAGUCCUCAUACCUCACCUGCAGUAUUGAAAAAACUUUUGCAUAACCUUCCCUUAGUUAUUUCAUUUGAUCUCAGUUGCAGAUGGCUGUUCUGGGAAGAAUAUAAUUUUUCUAAAUCAAGUUCAUACAUGCAUUGUUGGAUCAUACAUGCAUUGUUAUCUUUGGCCUUGGUCUCCUUAAUGGAAGAAAGGAUGGAAAUGAUUUCUGAAAGAUCGAAAGAGAGUGUGUAUUCCUGGGACAAAACCGCAGAAAAGAGUGAUUUUGAAGCUGUAGAAGCACUUAUGUCAAUGAGCUGCAGUUGGAAGUCUGAUUUUAAGAAAUACACUGAAAACAGACCUGUUACUCCAGUAUCCGAUAUGUCGGAGGAAGAGAAUCUACUCCCGAGUACACCUGACUUUCAUACGAUCCCAGCAUUUUGUUUGACUCCACCUUACAGCCCUUCUGACUUUGAACCCUCUCAAGUGUCAAAUUUGAUGGCAUCAGCGCCAUCUACCGGACACUUCAAAUCAUUCUCAGAUCCUGCCAAGCCUCACAUUGCUGCACCUUUCAAAGAGGAAGAGAAGAGCCCGGCACCUGCCCCCAAACUCCCCAAGGCUCAGGCAACAAGUGUGAUCCGUCAUACAGCUGAUGCCCAGCUGUGUAACCACAGAUCUUGCCCAGUGAAAGCAGCCAGCAUCCUCAACUAUCAGGACAAUUCUUUUCGAAGAAGAACCCACCUGAACGUUGAGGCUGCAAGAAAAAACAUACCCUGUGCAGCUGUGUCACCAAACAGAUCCAAACGUGAGAGAAACACGGCAGCAGAUGUUAAUGAGAAAGCAAGUCCUGCACUUUAUGACUUUUCUGUGCCUUCCUCAGAGACAGUCAUCUGUAGACCUCAGCCCGCCCCUGUGUCCCCACAGCAGAAGUCGGUGCUGGUCUCCCCACCUGCAGUGUCAACAGGGGGAGUGCCACCUAUGCCGGUCAUCUGUCAGAUGGUUCCCCUCCCUGCAAACAACCCUGUUGUGACAACAGUUGUUCCUAGCACUCCACCCAGUCAGCCACCAGCUGUGUGCCCACCUGUCGUGUUCAUGGGCACUCAGGUGCCCAAAGGCGCUGUCAUGUUUGUCGUUCCCCAGCCUGUUGUUCAGAACCCAAAGCCUCCGGUGGUGAGCCCAAAUGGCACCAGACUCUCUCCCAUCGCCCCUGCUCCAGGGUUUUCCCCUUCCACAGCAAAAGUCACUCCUCAGAUUGACUCAUCCAGGAUACGAAGUCACAUCUGUAGCCACCCAGGAUGUGGCAAGACGUACUUUAAGAGCUCUCAUCUGAAGGCCCACAUGAGAACACACACAGGAGAAAAGCCUUUUAGCUGUAGCUGGAAAGGUUGUGAAAGGAGGUUUGCCCGUUCCGAUGAACUGUCCAGACACCGGCGAACCCACACAGGUGAGAAGAAAUUUGCUUGUCCCAUGUGUGACCGACGGUUCAUGAGGAGCGACCAUUUGACCAAGCAUGCCCGGCGCCAUCUGUCCGCCAAGAAGCUACCAAACUGGCAGAUGGAAGUGAGCAAGUUAAAUGACAUGGCCUUACCUCCAACCCCUGCCCCCACACAGUGACCGCUCAGAAGGUGAGAAUCCGAAGUAACUUUGGUCACAGCCAGGAGCCAGCGGUGAUGUAAAAAUGCUUCCACUGCAAGUCUGUGGCCCUCCGGUGCGGCGGAACGCAGAAGCCCCACAGCCUGAGGAGAAGCCUCAGCCCUGGGCUGGAGGACAAGAAGUGCUGUAGCCACAAGCAGGUCACAGAGUGGCAGGAUUCAUUUCUUAUCACAUAAGAGAGAUGAGAAAGCUUUUAUUCCUUUAAAUAUUUUUUGAAGGUUUCAGAUGAGGUCAACACAGGUAGCACAGAUUUUGAAUUUGUGUGCACAAUUUAUUACUUCGUUUUCACCGUUUGUACUUGAGACCAACUUUUCAAUGUGAUUCUUCAAAGCACUGGUUUCAAGAAUAGAGACUGGAAAUAAACAUUAUGGUACGGAGAUGGAGAUGGAAAAUUGAUUUGUAUUACAAACUUUGGCAUCUUUUCCUAGUUACCUUGUUUACUAUUCCUAGUCUUUCCAGUCAAUUUCGUGGAUGUAGUUGUUAAAUAUGAUCUAGAACUAGCAUUUUUAUACUUGCUACCAUUUGGAAUUAAGCAGCUUGUAUAUUGCUGAAGAGGGCCCAAAGAUUUGGAAUCCUCAGUAAUUUAAUUGCUUUGAAGUAUAGCUAUAAUUUUUUUGCAUUUUUGUUUUGAAAGUUUAACAGAUGACUAUAUCUAGGCAUUUUAUUAUGCUUUGAGCUUUAGUUUGCCUGCAGUUUCUUGUGUAGAUUUGAAAAUUGUAUACCAAUGUGUUUUCUGUAGACUCUAAGAUACAUUGCACUUUGUUUAGAAAAAAAAAUGGAAGAUAAAAAUAUAUAUUGUAAAGAAGGGAUACCAAGAAUUUUAGGUAACUCCUUGAAAAAGAUGACUUAUGUCAUCAGUAAAGUACCCUUAUAUUAUGAGGAUAUAAUGUGUGCUUUAUUGAAUUAGAAAGUUAGUGACCAUUAUUCACAUGGGCAAGUGUUGUCCUGUUAAUUUAUAGGAGUUUUUUUGGGGGGGAGGGAAGUGGAAUUAGGUGAAUAGAAGUUGUUAAAACAUUCACUUUUGUUAACAGUAUUUCUGUUAUAUUCUGUUAUAUAGUGGAUGAUACAUACAGUGGUAAAACAAAAGUAAAUUGUUUAAAAUCUACAGUGAAAAAUGGCACUAUAUCUUUCCAUUUAACAUUUUUCUCUAUUGGGUAUUGAUUUCUGACAUCAAAACUUGGACCCUUGGAAAACAGGAAUUUUCUUUUAAUAAUAAAAAAAACUUUGUGAUUUACAAUUUGCACAAUAUUUCUUUUGUUGUACUUUAUAUCUUGUUUACAAUAAAAAUUUCCUUUGGUAUA